Molecule: messenger RNA, 3921 nt
Organism: Phialemonium atrogriseum
Lineage: Eukaryota; Fungi; Ascomycota; Sordariomycetes; Cephalothecales; Cephalothecaceae
Product: DNA repair protein rad5
Exons: 1
Coding region: 143-3745 (1200 amino acids)
Biological process (GO): DNA repair
Cellular component (GO): nucleus
Molecular function (GO): nucleic acid binding; zinc ion binding; hydrolase activity, acting on acid anhydrides, in phosphorus-containing anhydrides
Source: RefSeq, a predicted model, not a curated record
GUCACACGCCAAAAGUCGCGCCUGCCUUCGGCCCAUCGCGUCUCCCCUGAUCGCGGUCAUUUCAUCGAGUCGGGAUAGGCACCUCUUUCUUUGCCGGACAACAACUAGUUCUCCUGUCAAUGGCCUCUGGUAACUUGCAAUUAUGGACUUCCCUCGCCGAGAUGGAUCUCCAACCAACAACAAGCGGCGAUUCUUUACUGAUCCCGACGAUCCCACCAAGGCUCAGAGUCAGCUCCUCACGCCCCUCACUCCCCUCAGCUCUUCGCCAGCACCUAAGCGGCGACACCUCGACGACGAAGAACCGAAUCCUCGCCUUCACCUGAAAGCCAAUGCAAAUGCAACUGCCACUGCCACUGCCACUGCGGUUGGCUUCUGGGGCUCGCCUACCCGGCGAUCUCCCCUCUCCGAGAGAGGUGUAGACGACACAUUCAAUCGAACCUUGACAGCCCCAUCCUCCAAGACUGCCGCUGCUCCGAUGGCAUUUGACCAGGAUAUGUUCGAAAGUUUCGUCGGAGACAAGGUCAAGCCCGAAGUGCUUGAUAUUAUACGAGACAAGUGUGGCAACAGCAUUGAGAGGGCAGUCAACAUGUACUUGGACGGCACCUGGAAAGUCUUCAAGAAGGAACCGUCCACCCUUGGUUCUCGAGCGACUAUGACGACGACGACGACGACGAUUGCUCAGCCAAGAUCCCUUCCUGCAGCGCAAGGCACCACUCCGGCCUUUGCACAACCCACUACUCCUCCUCGCCAGACCGUUCCCCACUCGCGGUACAUCGGAGCAUUUGGCGUUGAAGGGUGGGCGACACGAAGCGGGGCCAAUCUCCUGAAUCACGGCGAUGUUGUCAAGAUCGAGCGCCAGAAGAUCCAGCCACCUAAAAGCAUGAUCAAGGGAAAGGACAAGUUUGGGGCUCCUGUUAUCACGCAGCGUGUGAGCCUCGCUGCGGCCAGGAGAGUCGAUGUCAUCGUCCGCUUCACCAACACAAAUGGCAUGGAGAUUGGGCGGCUCUCGAAAGACACGGCCAACUGGAUCUCGACUUUGAUGGACCAGAAGGUUGUCAAGUUCGAAGGGACAUGUGUUUACGCCCCAGAGAGACUGCGAACCAACGACACGGUCUUCAUCCAGCUCAGAUGCUCUCUUCUCGGCUCUGCAUUCUCCGGACGAGGUUUCCAGCUUGCCGACAAUCGAAGUGUCGGGCUUUUUGAGCAGACCGAGACUUGGGAAGAGCAGAACUUGCGCUUGAGGCAGGUGGCACUGGUCAGGCUCUUCCAGGAGAUCAAUCUACUGCCUUCCAAGAGCAGCGAAACUGCUGCCAAGAGCCAGCGCCAGAAACUCCUUGAAGCGGCCGAACUAGCAGAGAAGAAGGCGAAGGAGCCCCCGAAGACCACCGACGGCGACAAUCCAGGAUCAUCACCUCCUUCCGAUGAGAAUGAGGACGGAGAGGAACUCGAGCAAGAUCAGCUCGAUAGCCUGUACAAGAAGGCGCAGUCGUUCGACUUCAACACCCCGGAAGCCGAGCCAUCCGACACAUUCUCCAUGACCCUGCGCCCCUAUCAAAAGCAGUCGCUACACUGGAUGAUGUCCAAGGAGAAAGACCAGCGCAGCGAGCAUCGCGAGGUAUCAAUGCAUCCUCUUUGGGAAGAAUACGUGUGGCCGACCAAAGACCACGACGACAAGGAUCUUCCCCAAGUCGCCAACCAGCCAGUGUUUUACAUGAAUCCCUACUCCGGCGACAUAUCAUUGGACUUUCCAGCUCAGGAGCAGCGCUGUCUGGGUGGGAUCUUGGCCGACGAGAUGGGCCUGGGCAAGACGAUUCAGAUGCUGAGCUUGAUCCACUCGCACAAAUCCGAUGUGGCCAUCGAGGCUCGCCAGUCGUCCAACUCUGGGUUUUUAGCUAAAUCCCUUGCCCGACAUCCACCGGGCCUGGUCAACGCCCCAUGCACGACGCUGGUUGUUGCACCCAUGUCGCUGCUAGCACAGUGGCAUAGUGAGGCAGAGAGGGCAUCAAAAGCAGGAACCCUCAACUCUAUGGUCUACUACGGGAGCGAAAAGAAUGCCAAUCUGCGGGACCUAUGCUGCGAGGCGAACGCUGCUACCGCUCCAAACGUCAUCAUCACAAGCUACGGAGUUGUCCUUUCCGAGUUCGGUCAGAUCGCCUCUAGAAACGGCGACCGAGGUGCUCACCAAGGGCUCUUCUCGUUGAACUUCUUCCGAGUCAUUCUCGACGAGGCACACACCAUCAAGAACCGACAGUCCAAGACGGCCCGGGCCUGCUACGAGAUAGCUGCCGACCAUCGCUGGGCUCUGACGGGGACACCUAUCGUGAAUAGGCUGGAGGAUUUGUUCAGCCUGGUCAGGUUCUUGCGAGUCGAGCCCUGGAACAACUUCUCGUUCUGGAGGACGUUCAUCACGGUACCGUUCGAGUCGAAAGAUUUCAUGCGGGCCCUCGAUGUCGUGCAAACAGUCCUCGAGCCCCUGGUCAUGAGGAGAACCAAGGACAUGAAGACGCCGGAUGGUCAGCCACUUGUGCCGCUGCCACCAAAGGCAAUCGAGAUCGUCGAUAUCGAGCUCUCCGAGGCGGAACGUAACGUCUACGACUACAUCUUCACCCGCGCUAAGCGUUCGUUCCAGGCCAACGUCGAUGCCGGCACCGUCAUGAAGGCCUUCACCAACAUCUUCGCCCAGAUCCUGCGGCUCCGCCAGUGCUGCUGCCACCCGGUCCUGGUCCGCAACCAGGAAAUCGUCGCCGACGAAGAGGCGGCGGCGGCCCUCGCGGACGCCGCGGCCGGGCUCGGCGACGACAUGGACCUGGCCUCGCUGAUCGAGAAAUUCACGGCGGAGACGGACGAUGCUGCCGACUCGAAUGCCUUUGGCGCGCACGUCCUCAAGCAGAUCCGCGAUGAGGCGGCCAACGAAUGCCCUAUCUGCUCCGAGGAGCCCAUGGUCGAACAGACCGUCACGGGGUGCUGGCAUUCCGCCUGCAAGAAGUGUCUCCUCGACUACAUCAAGCACCAGACCGACCGCCACGAGGUCCCCCGUUGCUUCCAGUGCCGUGAGGUCAUCAACUCGCGAGACCUGUUCGAAGUCGUCCGCGAGGAUGACCCCUCAGUGCUCGGCGGGGCCCCGCGGAUCAGCCUCCAGCGGCUCGGGGUCAACGCCUCGUCGGCCAAGGUGGUCGAGCUCGUUAAGCACCUCCGCGCGCUGCGCAGGGAGCACCCGACGAUGAAGUCGGUCGUGUUCAGCCAGUUCACGUCGUUCCUCUCGCUGAUCGAGGGGUCGCUGACGCGGGCCAACGUCAAGUUCCUGCGGCUGGACGGCACCAUGGCGCAGAAGGCGCGGGCGGCCGUGCUUGCCGAGUUCCAGGAGUCGGCGCAGUUCACCGUCCUCCUCAUCAGCCUGCGGGCGGGCGGCGUGGGGCUCAACCUGACCAGCGCGAAGCGCGUCUUCAUGAUGGACCCGUGGUGGAGCUUCGCGGUCGAGGCGCAGGCCAUCGAUCGCGUGCACCGCAUGGGCCAGGAGGACGAGGUCAAGGUCUACCGGUUCAUCGUGAAGGGCAGCGUGGAGGAGAGGAUGCUCAAGGUCCAGGAUCGGAAGAAGUUUAUGUUGGUCGCCUCUUCCACUCCACUCCCUCUUUGUGAAAUGAUCCCGAAACUGACCUAUUCCUCUAGUGCGACGUCCCUCGGGAUGAUGUCGGACGAGGAGAAGCGGGUGCAGAGAAUUGAAGACAUGAGGGAACUGCUCAGCUAAUUGCUUGCCUUGCGUUGGACGAGGCUUACAUGGAGAUAGAUAUGGGCAUUGGGGCAUUGCUUUGGAGUUUGGAGAAGGCGUUGGGGGGACUGGUUGUUCUCCAUCCAGGUUCAAGGGUACAAAGGUUCAAGAUUCGGGCUGCCGUUCAGGCUGCUAACAAAUGGAAGCGAUACCUU